Ictalurus punctatus (channel catfish) is the source of this 1801-nucleotide messenger RNA. It is a transcript of the gene slc35a1, whose product is annotated as solute carrier family 35 member A1. Bases 151 to 1164 code for a protein of 337 amino acids. The record is from RefSeq and is a predicted model, not a curated record. Lineage: Eukaryota; Metazoa; Chordata; Actinopteri; Siluriformes; Ictaluridae. Gene Ontology annotation, cellular component: Golgi membrane. Gene Ontology annotation, biological process: pyrimidine nucleotide-sugar transmembrane transport. Gene Ontology annotation, molecular function: pyrimidine nucleotide-sugar transmembrane transporter activity. The transcript has 8 exons.
GAUAAUCCCGGAAGUACCGUGUAAUGUCCUGCUUUCUGCUCUACCUCUAGUGUUUGUUUGAAAGGAACAGCGAUGUCCAGUGCUGCUGCGUUAUUACCCCUUUAUAACUGUUCAUAGCUCUUCAUAACCUUAACACCAACUGAUACACAAAUGGCGGCCGGGAGUGUGAGUGUGGUGUUUAAGCUGUACUGUCUGGUGGUGAUGACGCUGGUUGCCGCGGUGUACACGGUGGCGUUGCGUUACACUCGCACAGUGCAGAAGGAGCUUUACUUCUCCACCACCGCCGUCUGUCUCGCUGAGAUCAUCAAACUGUUCCUGAGCUUAGGAAUGCUCACCCGUGAGACAGGUGGGUUGAAUAGGUGUAAGGGUGUGGUUGUAGAACAGGUCUUUAAUCCUGUAGAUCUGUUGAAGCUCAGCGUGCCGUCUGUAGUUUAUGCCGUACAGAACAACAUGGCCUUCCUCGCUCUCAGUAACCUGGAUGCAGCUGUCUAUCAGGUAACGUAUCAGCUGAAGAUCCCGUGUACGGCUCUGUGCACCGUGCUGAUGCUGAACCGUUCUCUCAGCCGCAUUCAGUGGUUCUCCGUCUUCAUGCUGUGUCUGGGGGUCAUCCUGGUCCAGUGGAAACCUGCUGAGCUCACUAAGGUCCAGGUGGAGCAGAACCCUGUUGUGGGCUUUGGGGCCAUCGCCAUCGCGGUCCUCUGUUCUGGAUUUGCAGGCGUGUACUUUGAGAAGGUGUUGAAGAGCUCGGAGACGUCUCUGUGGGUGAGGAACAUUCAGAUGUACCUGUCGGGGAUCUGCAUCACGCUGCUGGGUGUGUUCAUGAACAACGGAGCGCAGGUGAUGGAGAAAGGCUUCUUCUUCGGCUACACACCGUGGGUCUGCUUCGUCGUCUUUUUAGCCAGUGUCGGUGGUCUCUACACGUCUGUGGUGGUGAAAUACACAGAUAACAUUAUGAAGGGCUUCUCUGCGGCGGCGGCCAUCGUCCUCUCCACCAUCGCCUCCGUCACGCUGUUCGGCCUGCAGAUCACUGUGACGUUCUCCACCGGCGCGCUGCUCGUCUGCGUCUCCAUUUACAUGUACGGUUUACCCAAACAGGACACCAGCACGCUAACCAAAGCUAGCGAAGAUGAUAAGGCUAGCAGAGAGAAGCUAGUCACCGUGUGAGGACGAAGCCGAGACGAGGAGACGCUCCACACGUCUGUGUCUGUAAAACACUAGUUCAUUCUGUCAUGUCUCCAUUUCAUGGUGGAGCCGGAGACUAGCCUGGACAGAAAAAAGGGGGUGGGGCCAACAGGAAACUGGAUGAAUCCAGAAACUUUUGAAAAUGUGUUAAUUAUUUCUUUAAUGGGAUUCAAUGUGCCAAUCAACUUGCCUUUCCUUUCCUGUCACUUUUUUUUACUUUCAGCCCCUGUUCCCUACACGCUGGGAAGUGCACUAGGGCUGUUCCCUAUCCCCUAGACUAGUGUUGGACACUACCCUGCAGUGCAUUGUGGGAUAUCAGAGAUGGGCUGGAUUUUCUGCACUCUGUUUUCAAAUGUGAUUUUAUAAGAAAGUUUGAUGUAGGAAGCAGCCACGGCCGUAUAAGGCGAACCUAAUUUACAUAUUACCUUAUAAGGAUUAUCUCAUUUACAUAUUUAGUGUUUUGAAUGCUAUUCACGCCUCUAUUACUUAUUACACACACACACAGAAGUGUUGAUUAAGGUUUUAUCAGGUGGUAUAUGACUGUAUGUGUGUGGUUAUCCUGGGAUUCUGGCAGUAAGUUCAGUAAUGAUAGGUGUGAAAUAAAUCACUCGCACUUCUC